CGCGAUACUUCAGCCCGUGUUUUUCCUCUGAUUCAGAGUGGCUAAGAGCAGUUUGCUAACUUCACUUUUCUGGUUCUUCUCCGUCUAUGGUUCUCUGAGCUGCUCGUCUGGUUCCGUUCAACCCGCAGAAGAAGCGCUCAGCUCGGCUCUGCUUCUCUCCGCCUCCAGCCGUCCAGCUCCGGUUCACGGAGAAGUUCUCCGGUUAAAUUAGUAGCUCGGUAGCAGAAAUAGGUCAGCGGCGGUUUGUUGACGGCUUGUUCGGUUGGUUUCCUCCCGCCGAUUCGUCCAGCGGCCCCGCAGACUUCAACGAUGGUUCUCCUGAAAAACCUCCAACCUCCCACCGAGGGGAUCCGACACGAGCAGGCCGAGACCACGGCGGUGAUGGACGGACAGAGGCUCGGCUGCGGCACGUUGUACGUGGCCGAAACGCGUCUGUUGUGGUUCGACGGUUCGGGUUUGGGUUUCUCUCUGGAAUAUCCCACCAUCGGCCUCCACGCCAUCUCCAGAGACGUCAGCACUUAUCCUCAGGAACAUCUGUACGUGAUGGUCAACGGCAAACUCAGCGAUGAGAACGAAGCAGAAAUGGCAGAAAAAGCAGCAGAUGAUGAAGAUGAAGACGGCAGCGAUGAUGGUGAAGAUGAUGACCAAGGAACGAUCACAGAGAUCCGGUUUGUUCCCAGCGACAAGGCCUCAUUGGAGUCCAUGUUCUCGGCCAUGUGUGAGUGUCAGGCUCUGCAUCCAGACCCCGAGGACGACGACUCCGACAACGACUUCGAGGGAGAAGAAUACGACGUGGAGGAAGCUGAAGCAGAGCACGGCCACAGCGACAUCCCCUCCUUCUACACCUGUGAUGAGGGCCUGUCGGCGCUGACCCAGGAGGGCCAGGCCACGCUGGAGAGGCUGGAGGGGAUGCUGGCCCAGUCCGUGGCCCAGCAGUACCACAUGGCCGGAGUCAGAACCGAAGAGACCAAGGCCGACUUCGAAGAUGGGAUGGAGGUGGACGCAGCAGCGAUGGAGGCCGGGCAGUUUGAGGACGCAGACGUGGAGCACUGAUGUUUUCCAGUGUUGCAUCGUGGGAUUGAAGAGAAGAAACGGCAGCACUUAUGUAUCCGCUUCCUGUUUAACCGCCUAUAAGCUCCUCCCAUUAAGCUCUUCGGUAGCUUCUCGUGUUGCCGCGGUAACGACGUCAGGAAGUGGCCGCUGCAGCUCGGAUCGUCCCGUUAACCGUAAAACUAAAGUUUCUGUUUCUGUUUUGUACCUAAAGACCAAUUUAAUAUCGCCGGAGAGUCCACGUCUUUGUAUGAAAAUGUCAAUAAAUGAUUAGUUUUUGUAUCA
Messenger RNA from Acanthochromis polyacanthus (spiny chromis), 1335 nucleotides. It is a transcript of the gene clns1a, whose product is annotated as chloride channel, nucleotide-sensitive, 1A. Gene Ontology annotation, biological process: chloride transport; cell volume homeostasis; spliceosomal snRNP assembly. NCBI's taxonomy places the organism in Eukaryota, Metazoa, Chordata, Actinopteri, Pomacentridae. The coding region runs from base 310 to 1053 and encodes 247 amino acids. The record is from RefSeq and is a predicted model, not a curated record. The transcript is spliced from 8 exons. Gene Ontology annotation, cellular component: cytosol; pICln-Sm protein complex; methylosome.